Fibroporia radiculosa is the source of this 408-nucleotide messenger RNA. RefSeq lists its product as uncharacterized. The record is from RefSeq and is a predicted model, not a curated record. Lineage: Eukaryota; Fungi; Basidiomycota; Agaricomycetes; Polyporales; Fibroporiaceae. Bases 1 to 408 code for a protein of 135 amino acids. The transcript has a single exon.
AUGUCUCACUCCACCCUUCCCUCCUUCGACCCACUCGCGACUCAUCCGUUCACGAACAAUUCUGGCCUCCUCCCGAAGCCUGCACCACCGUCGCAGUUCCCUCACCCUAUUCCGCCGCCCAUUGACCUGCGGACGGCGGGCUCGAUGCACACCCUGACGCAGGGACAACUGUCGAACCUCUCCGCACCGCCGUUCCACGCACCUCAGCCCAAGCGGCCCUCGAAGCCGAGCUCAAAGUCGAGCUCGAAUGGCCCGCGGCCGAUAUUCGUCCCGUUCCGGCAAGAGCGCUCCUCGCCAGAGCUCGACGACAUACUGCUGAAGAAGAAGGUCUCGGACGCGUUCGCGAACAAGGCGACGUGGAGCAUCGACCAGGCGCAGGUGCCUCUGCCGCCGUCACAGACGCGAUGA